Molecule: messenger RNA, 1305 nt
Organism: Entrophospora candida
Lineage: Eukaryota; Fungi; Glomeromycota; Glomeromycetes; Entrophosporales; Entrophosporaceae
Source: the annotation of a GenBank genome assembly
AUGGGUGUUAAUUCAAGUAAAGAUUCAGAAGUUCAAUUCCAAGAAAUUAUUUCCAAAUUUUCAGAAGAAGAAAGAAAUAUUCUUUUACAAGAUUUUAACAAAUUUAUUCCAGAUGGUUCAAAUCAAAAACAAUUAGGUGUAUUAGUUUCAAAUGUUAAAAAUCACUUACCUUCUGUUAUCGAAGAAGAUCUUAAAGAUGGAUUUGUGUUCUAUUUUCAAAUUCAAUCAACAAUAACAUCUUUAGAAAAGAAAAAAGAAGUUUCUCAUGAAAAAUUAGAGAGAUUAAUACAAACUUCUUCGUCCUCUUCAAUGUUAAUAACUAAAAUUGGAUUUUUUUCAGCUCUUAAGAAUCUAAUUAAAUCCUUACCAGAUGAGCAAUCACAAGCAAUUUAUAUUGUAGGUAGAUUGAUGCAAAGUAAAUUAAGAAAAUUUAUACAACAACUAAAACAUCAAGAAUCAGAAGAAGAGAACAAAGAAGUAUUACAUAAUCUUAUCAAAGAAUCAGAUGUAGAAGGAUAUUUCAAUGAAGGAUCAUUAAUGGAUUGGUACACAUCCAGCACACAAUUUCAACAUUUAUUUAAUAUUUUGAUUAACAGAUUAUUCUUACAAAAAAUUAUAAAUUAUAAAUUAGCUGAUUUCAUUAACACACAAAGAAUCAAUAAUAAUUUAUCGCCUGAAAUAAACUCACCAUUCAAAUUUCCUAAAUUUUCUAAUUUAUUAACACCGAGUGAUUAUUAUAUUUUAAAUCAUAAUUUGCCAAUAGAUUGGUCAACAUUGAUUAUCAUCAAAGAUAAAGAUAAUUAUAUAUUUGGAGGUUUUGCUUAUGAUGAUUGGGAACAAAAUUCUAAAUUUUAUGGGACAGGAAGAAAUUUUCUAUUCACAAUUAAACCAAAAUUAAGAUGCUAUACUGCAUCAAGUUAUAAUGAGAAUUUUCAAUAUUUAAAUUUUGGAACAAAAACUUUACCCAAUGGAUUAGGAAUGGGUGGACAAUUUGGUUAUUGUGGAUUGUGGAUAAACGAAAAUUUUAUAAAUGGCCACUCAAAAGCAGAACCAUUAUCAUCAACGUACGCUAAUCCACAAUUAUCAAAAAAACAAGAAUUUAUAGUUGAGGAAAUUGAAGUUUGGUUGGUUAAACCUACUGAACGAGAUCUAGACGAGAUACCACCAGGAUCAAAACGUUCCAUAUUAGACAAAUCACCUGCUGAAUUGGAAUUAUUGGAGAUGGCAACUAAUAAGAAAUUCUAUUCUAAAGACGUUAGAGAGCCUGAUGUUUUAUAUUUUGAUGAUGAUAACAUUGUUGAUUAA